Spathaspora passalidarum NRRL Y-27907 is the source of this 4281-nucleotide messenger RNA. RefSeq lists its product as uncharacterized. Gene Ontology annotation, biological process: transmembrane transport. Gene Ontology annotation, cellular component: plasma membrane. The coding region runs from base 1 to 4281 and encodes 1426 amino acids. Lineage: Eukaryota; Fungi; Ascomycota; Pichiomycetes; Serinales; Debaryomycetaceae. Gene Ontology annotation, molecular function: ATP binding; ABC-type xenobiotic transporter activity; ATP hydrolysis activity. The transcript has a single exon. The record is from RefSeq and is a predicted model, not a curated record.
AUGAGUGAAGACCCUCACUUCCUACAACAGAAACGUCUAUUGACGUUCAUGUUGUCCAAAAAAGUUCCUCCGAUACCUACAGAAGAGGAAAGAGAUCCUUACCCUGUGAAAAAGGCUAAUAUAAUAUCCAGAAUUCUCUUUUGGUGGUUAGGUCCAGUUAUGCAUACUGGUUAUAGAAGAACGUUACAACCAGAAGAUUUAUUCUAUUUGACCGAUGAUAUCAAGGUCCAAACUAUGGCUGACAGAUUCUACAACUACAUGACCAAUGAUAUUGAAAGGGCCCGUCAACAGCAUAUUGCUGAAAAAUGUAAAGAGCGUGGUGAAACUCCAGAAACUUCUUCUGUGGACCGUGGAAAAGAUUUGGCUGACUUUGAAUUAAGUAAAUUCUUGACUGUUUGGGCCCUUGCUAAGACUUACAAGUGGCAAUACACUUGGGCAUGUACUUUGUUGUGUUUGAGUUCUGUUGGUCAAACUACAUUACCAUUAUUGACCAAAAAGUUGAUUCGAUAUGUUGAAUUGAAAAGUAUGGGUGUUGAAACAGGUAUCGGUAGAGGUAUUGGUUAUUCAUUUGGAUCAGCCAUCAUUAUUUUCAUUAUUGGUGUUUUGAUUAAUCAUUUCUUUUACCGUUCCAUGUUGACUGGUGCUCAAGCCAAAGCUGUUUUAACAAAGGCAUUGUUGGAUAAGUCAUUUAAAUUGAAUGCUGCAGCUAGACAUAAGUACCCUGUUGGUAAAAUCACUUCUAUGUUGGGUACUGAUUUAUCUCGUAUUGAUUUUGCAUUGGGUUUCCAACCAUUCUUGAUUUGUUUCCCUGUUCCUAUCGGUAUUGCCAUUGGUAUUUUGAUUUGGAAUAUUGGUGUUGCUGCUUUAGUCGGGGUUGCCAUUUUACUUGUGUUUAUGGUUUGUAUUGCUGUUUCCACUGGUGCCCUUUUCAAGUACAGAAAGAAGGCUAAUAAAUACACCGAUUCCCGUGUUGACCAUAUCAAAGAAGCAUUGAAUAAUUUGAAGAUCAUUAAAUUCUAUUCUUGGGAACCACCAUAUCAUGAGAACAUUUCUGAAAUCAGAAAGAAGGAAAUGAAGAUUAUUUAUCGUAUGCAAGUGUUGAGAAAUGUUGUCACCUCAUUUGCCUUUUCAUUGACUUUAUUUGCUUCCAUGACUGCUUUCCUUGUUUUAUAUGCCAUUGCUGCUAAUAGAAAAGAUCCCGCAUCAAUUUUCUCAUCGCUUUCAUUAUAUAAUAUCUUGACCCAACAAGUGUUCUUGUUACCUAUGGCCUUGGCUACUGGUGCUGAUGCAUUUAUGGGUAUUUCCAGAGUUGGAGAAUUUAUGUCUCAAGGUGAAAUUGACCCUGCUUUAUCUAAUAUUGAUGCUACUCCUGAAAAGAAACUUCUUAUGGAGAACGAUGAAACUGCUAUUGAAGUAGAUCAUGCAAGUUUUGAAUGGGAAGUAUUUGGUAAUGAUGAAGACGACGAAGAAGAAUCUGAAUCCAAGAAAGGCGAGAAGAAGAGUAUGGAAAAGAAGGUUCACAAGACUGAAGUUCAUUAUCAUGAAAAGACUGGUUCGAUUGAAAAGGAUUCUUUAACAACUUCAUCAAGUGGUAGAGGCGAAGAAGAGUCUCAAUUCCCUGGUCUUAAAGAUAUCAAUUUCAAGAUCAAGAAAGGUGAAUUUGUUGUUAUCACCGGUUUAAUUGGUUCGGGUAAGACUUCUUUGCUUAAUGCUAUUUCUGGUUUUAUGAAGAGAGUCCAUGGGGAUGUUAGUACCAAUGGUUCAUUAUUACUUUGUGGUUAUCCAUGGGUUCAAAACAGUACUGUUAAAGAAAACAUUCUUUUUGGAGAACCAUACGAUGAAAAGAAGUAUAAACAAGUUAUCUAUGCCUGUUCUUUAGAAGCUGAUUUGGAAAUUCUUCCAGCUGGUGACCGUACUGAAAUUGGUGAAAGAGGUAUUACUUUAUCUGGUGGUCAAAAGGCAAGAAUCAAUUUGGCCAGAGCUGUUUAUGCUAAUAGAGAUAUUAUCUUGUUGGAUGAUGUUUUAAGUGCUGUUGAUGCUCGUGUCGGUAAGCAUAUUAUGAACAACUGUAUCAUGGAUUUGCUUAAGGAUAAGACUAGAAUUUUGGCUACCCAUCAAUUAUCACUUAUUGGUUCCGCUGAUAGAGUUAUCUUUUUGAAUGGUGAUGGUUCAGUCGAUGUUGGUACUUUUGAAGAAUUGUCCUCUUCUAACCCUGGAUUUAGUAAAUUGAUGACUUUUAAUAGCGAAGCUCACAAUGAUGAAGAAGAGGAAGAAGACGUUCCUGAAUCCGAAGAUGAAUUAGAACAAGAAAGAGAAAUGAUUAAGCGUCAAUUAACCAGACUCUCAACCAGAGCCUCAACCAAAGCAGACCCAGAAGAUGAAGAAGCUAGACAUCGUGAAUUUAACACUGAUGAAUCUGCUGAUGGUAAAUUGAUUGACGAAGAAGAAAGAGCUGUUAAUGCCAUUAGUAUGCGUGUUUAUGGUAGAUAUAUUGAAUUGGGUUCUGGUGCUGUUGGUCCUUAUGUUUAUGGUCCUUUGUUACUUAUCUUCCUUAUGUUUGCUACAUUUUGCCUGAUUUUCACUAAUACUUGGUUAUCAUUCUGGGUUGAAAGGAGAUUUCCUCUUGAAGACAAGGUUUACAUUGGUGUUUAUAUCAUGUUUACAUUCUUGGCAUUUAUCUUUUUAACCAUUGAAUUCAUUCUUUUGGUUUACUUGACCAAUACCGCUUCGGUUAAAUUGAAUAUUUUGGCCAUGAAGAAGGUUUUGCAUGCUCCUAUGUCAUUUAUGGAUACUACUCCUCUUGGUAGAAUCUUGAAUAGAUUUACUAAGGAUACUGACGUGUUGGACAAUGAAAUUGGUGAUCAAUUGAGAUUCUUUUUAUUCACAUUGUCUAAUAUUAUUGGGGUUUUAAUCUUGUGUAUUAUCUACUUACCUUGGUUUGCUAUUUCUAUCCCAUUCCUUGGAUUCUUGUUUGUUGCCAUUGCCAAUUACUAUCAAGCAUCAGCCAGAGAAAUCAAGCGUCUUGAAGCUAUUCAAAGAUCUUUUGUUUACAACAACUUCAAUGAAACCUUGAGUGGUAUGACCACCAUUAAAGCAUAUCAUGCUGUGCCUAGAUUCCUUGAAAAGAACAAUUUCUUGAUUGAUAGAAUGAAUGAAGCUUAUUAUCUUACCAUUGCCAAUCAACGUUGGUUAGCCAUCCAUAUGGAUAUGGUUGCUUCCUUAUUUGCAUUAUUGAUUGCCUUGCUUUGUGUUAACCGUGUCUUCCGUAUAUCGGCUGCCUCAGUUGGUUUAAUUGUUGCUUAUGUUUUCCAAAUCGCCGGUCAAUUGUCUAUGCUUAUUAGAACUUUUACUCAGGUUGAAAAUGAAAUGAACUCUGUGGAAAGAUUGGAUAGUUAUGCAUCUAAUUUACCAGAAGAAGCUCCUUAUGUCAUUACUGAAAAGACCCCACCUCCACAAUGGCCAGAUAAAGGUUCUAUUGAAUUCAGAAGUGCUUCAUUAGCUUAUAGACCUGGAUUACCAUUGGUGUUAAAGAAUUUGAAUUUCACCAUUAAACCUCUGGAAAAAAUUGGUAUUUGUGGUAGAACUGGUGCUGGUAAAUCUUCGAUCAUGACUGCAUUGUACAGAUUAAGUGAACUUGAAUCAGGUAAGAUAUUUAUUGAUGAUUUGGACAUUGCCGAGUUAGGAUUAAAGGAUCUUCGUUCUAAACUUUCUAUUAUUCCGCAAGACCCUGUGUUGUUCCGUGGUACUAUUAGAAAGAAUUUAGAUCCAUUUAAUCAAUCUUCUGAUGAUAAAUUAUGGGAUGCAUUAAGAAGAACUGGUUUGAUCGAAGAAGGUAGAUUAGAGCAAGUCAAAUUAACAAACAAGCCUAGUGAUGGAUCAUCUGAAACCAACUUGCAUAAGUUCCAUUUGGAUCAAAGUGUUGAAGAUGAAGGUACCAAUUUCUCACUUGGGGAACGUCAGUUGAUUGCAUUUGCCAGAGCCUUGGUUCGUGAUUCCAAGAUUUUAAUUUUGGAUGAAGCUACCUCUUCAGUUGAUUACGAAACCGAUUCUAAGAUUCAACAUACCAUCAUCAGAGAAUUCAGUCAUUGUACCAUCUUGUGUAUUGCUCAUAGAUUGAAGACAAUUAUCAACUAUGAUAGAAUUUUGGUGUUGGACAAGGGUGAAAUCAGAGAAUUUGAUACUCCUUGGAAUUUGUUCAAGUCCAAUGGUAGUAUCUUCCAACAAAUGUGUCAACGUUCCAAUAUCACUGAUCAAGACUUUGAGAACAUCACAUCAUUUUAG